Messenger RNA from Colletotrichum scovillei, 1239 nucleotides. Its product is annotated as FAD dependent oxidoreductase. The record is from RefSeq and is a predicted model, not a curated record. Gene Ontology annotation, cellular component: mitochondrion. The transcript is spliced from 2 exons. Gene Ontology annotation, molecular function: (S)-2-hydroxy-acid oxidase activity; (S)-2-hydroxyglutarate dehydrogenase activity. Lineage: Eukaryota; Fungi; Ascomycota; Sordariomycetes; Glomerellales; Glomerellaceae. The coding region runs from base 1 to 1239 and encodes 412 amino acids.
AUGUCAAUGAGACCGCCGUCUCUGAGACUCCUCAAUGGAGUCGCACGGAUCUCUCAAAGAGGCUUCUCAACCUCCCCCGCGAGAGCCGCCGACUUCACCCACGUAGUCAUCGGCGGCGGCGCAGUAGGCCUCGCAACGUCCCACCGCCUCGCAACCCGCCCAGACACCACGACCCUCCUCCUGGAACGCCACACCGCCGUCGGCACCGAAACGUCCUCCCGCAACAGCGAGGUCAUCCACGCGGGGAUAUACUACCCGCCAAACACCCUCAAAACGGCCCUCUGCGUCCGCGGGAAACACCUCUUGUACGAUUUCUGCGCAAAGCACCACGUCGGACACGCCAACACGGGGAAAUGGAUCGUCGCGCAGAACGACGUCCAGCGGGAGGCGCUGCAGCGCGUGCACGAUUUUUGCACGAAGGAGAUUGGCGUGCCUGUGCGGUGGGUAGGUGACGAGGAGGCGAGGAGGGAAGAGCCCGAGGUGCGGGCGCUCGCUGGCGUGCUGGAGAGUCCCACGACGGGGAUCGUCGAUUCGCAUGGCUUGAUGGUCGCGUUGAACGGGUUAUUCGAGGACGCGGGGGGUGUCGUCGCCUUGAAUUCUCACGUCGUGGGCGUGCGUCCACUAGGGCAAAAAGGAAGCCAGGGGUGGGAGGUCAGCGUGCGCGAUCCGUCGACGGGGGAGACAAGCGCCGUCACGGCGGAGGUGCUCGUCAACGCGGCCGGGCUAGGCGCCGUGGACGUGCACAACAUGAUUGUGCCAGCCUCCCAAUGCAGGGAAAUGUUUUACGCAAAGGGAAACUACUUCUCCUACUCCGGCGGCAGCAAGCCCGCCCCCAAAGUCAAGAGACUCAUCUACCCGGCCCCCGAACCCGGCGCCGGCGGACUGGGAACGCACCUGACGCUCGACCUCGCGGGCCGGGUGCGCUUCGGGCCGGACGUGGAGUGGGUCGAUUCGCCCGACGACCUGGCCGUCAACUCCGCGCGGCUGCCCGAGGCCGUGGAGGCGAUUAAAAAGUACUUGCCUGGUCUCGAUGCCGGUGCCCUGGUGCCGGAUUACGCGGGGAUACGGCCCAAGCUGGGGCGGAAGCAGGCCGUUGCCGAUGGCAGCGGGUUCCACGAUUUCAUCGUCCGGAAGGAGGACGGGUACGAGGGGUGGGUGAAUCUGCUGGGCAUUGAGAGUCCCGGGCUGACGAGCUGCUUGGCGAUUGCGGAGCGGGUGGAUGAGAUCGUGUACGGGUAA